AACUUUGGAUUGCUUUUUAAAUUUGUAAAAUAAUUAAAUUUUUUUAUUUAUCUUUCAUUUUUAUAUCUAACAUUUUUGUAAAUAAUAAAUACACAUAAAAAGAACUAAAUAAUUGUAAAUAUUGUAUAAUUAAUCUAAUGAGCCUUUUAUUGGCUAUACCUAAUAAAUAUAAUACUAUGUCUUCUUCAUUGCAUACAGACUUUUCAGAUAUUUCAUCUAGAUCUCUAGAAUCAAAAAUUUCAGAUGUACCUAUUGAUUCUCACACUGUAUUAUUAAAAGAUGAUGAUCAAUUGUUAAGAUUGAAAAUAAGACAAGUGAUGGAAUUAACAAAUAGAACCAGUGAUGAAGCUGCCUUUGCAUUGCAUGAUGCUGAUAAUGAUGUAAAUAAAGCUGUAAACUUUUUAUUAGAAGCUUCAUCUGUACAUACUUUUCAAAAUGAAUGGAAAACAACUGUUUCAAAUAGAAAAAAGAAAAAUUUGCAAAAUGUUUUAGAAAAUAAUGAAGGCCAGAAAAAUAAACUAAAAAAACCUCUGGUCAAUUUUGAUAAUAAGAAAAAGAAAGAGAAAGAGUUAAAAAUUGAGUUAAAUUUAUCAAAUCAAGAAUCUAAGGAUACUAUUAAAAAUGAUUUUGAAACAGAUAAAUUUCAACCAGAUACAACAUUUAAUAAAUCAGAGUUAUUGGAUAAUGAAAACAAAUUCAUUAAAAUAGAUCAAAUAAACAUAAAUCAGGAAACACAUAAAGAUGAAGAAAUAAAAAACAGUAAUUUUCUUAAUAAAAAUUUAAAAAGACCAGUAACAAACAAAGAUAACAAUAUUUCAUCAAGGUGUAAAAAAUAUGAACCUAUUUCUAAUCAAGAAAAUUAUAUUUUUAAACCCUUUCGAAAUUUUUCAAAUACAUCAAAAUUAAAAUCGGACCAAUAUAUAAAUGAAUCUAAAUUUGAUGAAAAAAGAAACAAGGAAAGAUUUGAUGAAAAUUUGCAAAAGUGUAAUGAUGAUCAGAACUGGCCAAUUUCAAAUAAAAAUAGUUAUUCUAGAUUAUCCAGAGGUGCAAAAUCAUUUAAUUCUAAAUUGACACAACCUCAAUUUUAUCCUAGGAGAAUAGGUCCUACAAAUAUAAAUAAAAAUGAUCACGAAGAUCAAUUAACCAACAGUUUUAGAGAUAAAUCCAAAUUAAAUGUCAAACCUGCCAGAUCAUUUGGAUCUAAUCAUGUAGAGACAGAUAGAAAUGAAAUGAAUAAAUUUAAAACAGACAGAUAUAAAAAUAAAACAUAUUUGAAUAAUCAUAGGUAUGAUAGGGGGAGUUACCAAAAUAAAGCUCCUCCUAAUUCAUUUUCAAUAUCCAAAAAUAAGAUUUAUAAAAAUGAAUGUUUUAAUAAAUACCCUAAACAUAUUGCUCCUCAAAGUGAAUCAAAUGAUACAGCCAAACCACUGAAAACUGAAUUUCAAAAUGAAAAUAUCAUUUGGAGUAGUGAAAGUUUUGGUGAAUGGAAGGUUGAUGAAUGUGUGCAUGAGAAUGAUUCAAAAGGAAAUUCAAAAGUUUCAGAUAAAGAAAAUAAUGCAAGUGUAGUUACAAAAAGUAUUGACAUUGUUCAACUCCUUGGGUCUGCUUUAAAAAAAUCUGAUAAAAAAGAAAGCUGGGAUGAUGACAUUCUUAAAGAUAAUGUUGAUGUUAAAGGUAAUGAUAAUAACAAUGCCGAAUAUUAUAGUAACGACAACAAAAAAGCAUCUGAUACCAUUAAAAACGCUAUUGGGAUUGGUAUGGAUAAAAAAAGUGAAACCCCCAUUAAUUCAUCUAUUAUAAGUAAUAUGUGGGAUGACCACUAUCAACAACCAAAACAGAACAUCAAAUAUACAAAUUAUACUGAUACGACCAAUCGUCAUAACACUUCCUUUAAGCCUAAAUUGCUACCACUUUCAAAAAUUCCAAAUAUACCUGUAGUCAUGCCUAAUGCCCACCUACCAUCUAUGCCUGUCAACUUUGAAUUUGGUUCCGAUUUUGAAUUUGGUAAUUCAGAAAUAAUGAACGUUCCCUCUUCGUUUGAAACAGACAAUUCUAUGGAGGAUUCUGAACCCCCAUCUUCAAUAAAUAGUCACAAUACUAAGGUUCAAAUUAACAGACAUAGAGACAUGCCACUUGGAAAAGAUAUUCAAAAUAUUCAAAGGGAAAACUCGUCAAGCUCAAGAACAAAUGAGAAAUCAUCUAUGGGCCUAAAUACUUCUAGAUACGAAACAAUAAAUACCCCACAAAAAAAAACUAUGCCUAAUAAUCGUUUGCAACCUCAUUAUUACGAAUGUGAACGCACAAACGAUCGAAAUCCUUCACAUUAUAAUAAUAAUGUUAGGAAACCUCAAAUCGAUAAAGCUGAUGAUACACAUCAAUCUGAAGUUAAAUUUAGAGAUAAAAACAAAAAUAACCUAUCAAACCUAAACAGCACUAAUUACCUAAACAACUCAGCAAAUUUUAAUAGAAAUGACGCCUUUAGUUCGUCAUCGCACACCGAAAAAUCGCAUCAAAAUAUAAAUUCUCACAACUAUAAAGACGCAAAUGAAACAAAAAGUAAUUUUACGGACAUUAAUGAAAAAAAUUCUAGAGGACUAAUAAGCUCUUCUAACGCUUCCCCACAUAAGGUCACACAUAUCCGGCCCGAAGAAAAUAAAUCUUCAGAUUCUUUGAAUCAGUAUUCCAAUAAUAACAAACAAAGUUUACAGCAAAAUAACGAAAAGUCUCAUAAAAAUGUAGAAAACAUCUUAAAUAACUCUAAGCCAUCCACCCAAUUCACAUCACAUCCCUCAUCAACUCUUAACAUAAAUGAUACAUUUGUUGGUUUAUCCGUGAAUAACACAAGCAAUACCCUUUCCUUCAAUAAUAAAUAUUCAGUGGGUGUUUCACAAACUACUCAUUCUAUAUCAGCCGCUAAUAGAUUGCAAUCUAGUUUUUCACCUGCAUUUACCCCUCUUCUCAAUCCUCAAUAUGCCUUAGGUCAAGCCUUGGGACUUCCAUAUUUUACGCCGCCAAUAUAUUCCUAUGAAGAUUUACAGCUUCUUCAGAGGUUCCCGAUGGCAGCUGGUUUUUACGAUUUCUCUUCUACACUGGGAUUAUUUCAACAAACCCAACCCCAACAAUCCCACAUAUCCUCGCUAACUUCGAACCUUACGAAUAACCCAGCUGCCAACAAUGCCUUGCUGCAUAACAUGAUGAACAACAGUAACCAACACCAAUUAUUAUCUCAUAACAGCAGCCAUAAUCAACAGAAUUAUAAUCAACAACUCACGUCAACAUCGUUGCAACAUCAUCAUAAUCAACAUCAGAUGAACGUGCAUAAUAGUCAUCAUCACAAUAACUCUUCAUCCUACACUCAUGCAGCUACUAACCAACAACUCGCAUCUUCCAAUAAUUACAACCAUACUAAUAUUAAUAUUCAAAAUGCCUCAUCCUUAUUGACUAAUAACGCUGGUAAUAACCAGAUGGCGGCCAAUAAUUCACUCAACAGUAAUACUAAUUCUAACGUUUACCUCAUGAACCAACUCCUGCCAGGGGUGAUGAAUUCUCUCUUCCUAGGUCCCACGACUGUUCAAAAUAACAAUAUGAGACCAUCCCAAUUUAACCAGCAUCUCGAAACUGGGAACUCUAACUUGCAACAAAGAUCUGUUAGCAAUUUGGAAUGUGUUGGCAGCAAUAUUCAUCACAACUCCAAAUCUUUGGCAAAUAAUAUGCCAUCACAGAAUGGUGGAUCAUCUUUAUAUAUGCCUAAUAAUUUAGAUAAAAAACGUGAUAGCAACAAUUCAAAUCCUAACCUGAAUAAUUUGAGUCACUAUUUACCACAGCAACAUGUGUCCUACAUGGGAAAUUCAUCAUUUCCACCCUCUCCUGGUAUGGGGAUUUUGUACCCUAACGGCAUGAUUCCGACUUCUCCAUUUCCUCAAUAUCCACCAAUCACCGCAUUUCCAAUAAAUCAACCCCAAACGUUGAUACAACAAAAGAUUAACCAUAAUCGGUUUGUGGAUGAGGAUAUUGCUAAUAAAGAAGUGAAUAACGAGACCUAUUCUCGCAACAUGAUGUCCAAACAAGGUCCAACAAUCGAAAUGGACAAAAAUAAAUCGGCGUCAGUGACUACUUAUAUACCCAAUUCUGUCAAUAAAACUAACAACCACAUAAACAACAAUUUCACUAAUAAAUCACAAAUAAAUUCAUCUCUCAAAAUUAACCAUCCUACAAAUCAGGAAAAACUUGAGCCUUGUAACAAACAAAUAAAUAAUAAUGCUUUGAAUAACAACAAUAACAUGAAUCAAAACCGGAUCCCUUAUGAUAUCCUAGCGGUUUUCCAACAACAACAGAACCUUCAAAAUCAGAGCGGCAAUAUUGCCCAAAAUCAGGGGGCAAUUAACGCCAAAAAUUCUACUCGAGAAUCGAACCAUGCUAACUUGAGUACCAACAAUUCAACUAGUACGGGCUCGGUCGUUGGGCACAAUACCAAUGAAAUUUGUUCUGAAGCGGGAGGAGGAAUUGGGGUACUUGAUCACAACGCUAAUAUGAAGGUAUCAGAUCACAGUCACGCCACAACUGGUUGUGAGAAACAACUUGCUAAUAUUUCUAAUGCUAAUAAUCAUCACCCUAAUUUGGCCGGAUCUAAUAACAACGCAACCAAUAUUGAUAACUCUUUUAACAGGUUUAAACCCUCUAAUCAAAGCCAACACCCAACCACUACUUCCUUUAGCCACCAUCAUUCUUCCCAUCACAACACACUACACCACAAUGAACAACGUUUUUACCGACAGCAAAAUUCACAGCCUCCUAACAACAAUAUCUAUUUCAACCCCCAUAUUGGAUCUUCGAACCCUCCUGGCAAUCAACGAAUGAACAAUACUAAUAUGAACGCCAGUUACGGAGUCAAGCAAGCUGGCAACAAUAGCAGUAGUUUGGAAAAAGGCAGUUCCGGUAACAAUAAAGUUAAUAAUACCAGUCAAUCGUAUCAACAUCACCACAACUCUCAAAACAGUUAUUGGAACUAAUACCCUCUGUAUAGAUUCUGCGUUUAAUAUAAUCUAAAGGUGUCAUUUUUCAAAGAACUGAAGAAAAUUGCGUAAUGUUGAAUAGAUCAAAUACAUUUUUCUUACUAUUCUUCAACCCAUUAUCGGUGAUUAUUAAUUCGAUUUGACCCUUGGGUCAGUCUGAUUAUAGGUUUUUAUUACGAAUUUGUCAUUUUUUUCCUUCUUUGAGCUUCAGUUAUUUUUGAUUAUUAUUUGUAAACGAUGGCGAUUUCAUAUUAACUUGUACAUAGUUUAAUUAUAUAUAAAUUUAACAAAUCGGUCUUGUUGGUUAUUAUUAAAUAGUUUUUUAUUUGGUCUAUAUUUUAUUCCCUGUUAGAAAUGCCCCAAUCAUUACAACAUAGAAUUUCGUUUUAUGCAUCACAUAAAUGAUAUAUUAGAAUAUCAAAUUACUCGCGAUUAAAUGUUUAUAAUUAUAAAAUAACUAAGGUUUAUAAUUAUAAAAAUACGCAAAUUUGAAAAAAAAUUUAGCGCGACAAAAUCUUUAUAUAAAGCUAUAUUGAAUUUUUUCGUUUUAACGGUUCAUUAUU
Molecule: messenger RNA, 5575 nt
Organism: Gordionus sp. m RMFG-2023
Lineage: Eukaryota; Metazoa; Nematomorpha; Gordioida; Chordodea; Parachordodidae
Exons: 22
Coding region: 138-5009 (1623 amino acids)
Cellular component (GO): cytoplasm; nucleus
Molecular function (GO): protein binding
Source: RefSeq, a predicted model, not a curated record